Knipowitschia caucasica is the source of this 495-nucleotide messenger RNA. Lineage: Eukaryota; Metazoa; Chordata; Actinopteri; Gobiiformes; Gobiidae. The record is from the annotation of a GenBank genome assembly.
AUGGAGUUGUACUGGUACAUAGUUGUGGUCGUGUUCAUAAUUAUCAAGAUCUUUUUCUAUGUUUGCUGGUACCGCUCCACGCAGAGGCAGCUGGCAGCCUACUUGAGAACUCCACGCAAUGCUCAGAUAGUCAUUGUGGGAGGAAGAGCAUAUCUCCAUCAGAUGUGUGAAAGACAGACCGAGGAUUUGUCAGUGGAAGAGGCCUCUUCAACUCUGCCUGCUGCUCCCUCCUUUUCCCACCUGGACAUGCCACCACCAUAUGAUUCCGUUUCUCGAGAGGACGAGCUGAAGCCGCCCCCGUAUAGUGAGUGCACCAGCAACAACAACACCAGCAGCAGCAGCAGCAGCAGCAGCAGCAGCAGCAGCAGCAGCAGUGCAGCAGUAAACAGAGAAGCAGCUGAUUGUUCAAGUAUCACUGAAGCACCUCCGCCUUAUACCCCGUCUCCUCCGAGGCACGUCCCCCCGGCCCCCGCAGAGUCUGCCAGCCAGGGCUAG